This is a messenger RNA of Galeopterus variegatus (Sunda flying lemur), 1026 nucleotides long. RefSeq names its product chemokine (C-X-C motif) receptor 6 (gene CXCR6). Gene Ontology annotation, cellular component: membrane. The record is from RefSeq and is a predicted model, not a curated record. Gene Ontology annotation, molecular function: coreceptor activity; C-X-C chemokine receptor activity. Lineage: Eukaryota; Metazoa; Chordata; Mammalia; Dermoptera; Cynocephalidae. The coding region runs from base 1 to 1026 and encodes 341 amino acids. Gene Ontology annotation, biological process: inflammatory response; chemotaxis; immune response. The transcript has a single exon.
AUGGAAGAGCAUGACUACGAAGACCCUGGAUUCUUCAACAUUUCCAAUGACAGCAGCCAGGAGCAUAAACGCUUCCUGCAGUUCAGCAAGUUCUUUCUGCCUUGCAUAUACAUGGUGGUAUUCAUCUGUGGCCUGGUAGGGAACUCCCUGGUGCUGGUCAUAUACAUCUUCUACCAGAAGCUGAAGAGCCUGACAGAUGUGUUCCUGAUGAACCUGCCCCUGGCUGACCUGGUGUUUGUCUGCACUCUGCCCUUCUGGGCCUAUGCAGGCAUCCAUGAGUGGGUCUUUGGCAGGGUCAUGUGCAAGAUCCUACUGGGCAUCUAUACUAUGAACUUCUACACAUCUAUGCUCAUCCUCACCUGCAUCACUGUGGAUCGUUUCAUUGCAGUGGUUCAGGCCACCAAGGCCUACAACCAGCAGGCCAAGCGGAUGGCCUGGGGCAAGGUCAUCUGCUUCGUCAUCUGGAUGAUCUCCUUGCUGGUUUCCUUGCCACAGAUCAUCUAUGGCAAUGUCCUUUAUUUUGACAGGCUAAUCUGUAAUUACCACAAUGAGGAGAUUUCUACUGUGGUUCUAGCUACCCAGAUGACACUGGGGUUCUUCCUGCCACUGUUUGCCAUGAUUGUCUGCUACUCAGUCAUAAUCAAGACCCUGCUUCAUGCUCGAGGCUUCCAGAAGCACAAAUCUCUAAAGAUCAUCUUCCUGGUGGUGGCUGUGUUCCUGUUGACCCAGACACCCUUUAACCUCGUGAAGCUCAUCCGCAGCACAAGCUGGGAGUACGAUGCCAUGACCAGCUUUAAUUAUGCCAUCAUAGCGACAGAAGCUAUUGCCUACCUGCGGGCCUGCCUAAACCCUGUGCUCUAUGCCUUUGUUGGCCUGAAGUUUAGGAAGAACUUCUGGAAGCUUGUGAAGGAUGUGGGCUGCCUCCCUUACCUGGGGGUCUCAAAUCAAUGGAAGUCUUCUGAGGACAAUUCCAAGACUUGUUCUGCCUCCCACAAUGUGGAGGCCACAAGCAUGUUCCAGCUGUAG